GGUGAGGGCUCCGGUGCUGACUGUAGACGCCAUGUCCAAAAAUUAAAUCUGCUGCAGGGACAGAUUUCAGAGAUGGCAUUCAGACACAGGAACAUGAUAAAAUUACAGAACACAGAAGACAAAGGGAAGAGCUAAAAAGUAGCUGGAGAGAAGAGAGAUUGCCUACAAAGUAACAGCAGAGGCCCAACUUCUCGGUGGUAACUUUAAAGCGAGAAGACAGACUGUUAUCUUCAGACUUCAGCUGAGAACUGUCCUUUGUUGGAGUUGAGUCCCUGAAUCAGAAAGGUGAGCAGAGGUCUGGCCGGUAGCUGGUAGGACACGGCUCAAGUGAACGCCAGAGUAUCAGCCCCGUGGCUGGGUAGGUGUUGCACGUGCAUGCUCCCGUUGCCUCUUUAUAAUCGCUCUGUGAAGAUCGUGGAUGUCUGCGUACCAGUGGAGAAACUGAAGACCAGAGGCCCACACUCAGCCGCUCACCGGAGAGAGGCCCUGUCUGAUGGUGCAAUGUAACCACCCGGUCCAACUUGAGGGGGGGUGGUGCGUGGCUUUGCUCUAGCCUCCGGCGCUGGCACAGUAAGUGUUCUCCUGGCCAGUCAUGCCCCUCAGAGGCCAUGGAGGCCCUGGCCCCCCCCACUCUCUAUGUGUCGAGAGGACCCUGCUGCCCCUGGGAGGCUGGCAGAAGUCACUGUGACACACACACAAUGUCUGUCCUCAUUCGUAAGGGUAGAACUCUGAAGACAUACUUUUAGAACUGUGCAGCGGACACCUCCUCGCCUUUGCUGACAGGAGGGACUCUACUAUAAGGCUUCCGCUGACAUUACUCUGUAUCCCAGACCCCCAGCAAGGCACCGGCACACGUCAUCUCUUUCAUCUUCAGUCACCCAUGCUGCCAUCUUGUGUUUGUGGAGAGGGAACUGGAGUACCCUGACGAACCCAAAGUCACACUGUCACAGUGACAGCCAGUCGCUGGCAAAGCCAGGAUGCAAACAUGGGUCUGUCUAGGUGACGAGUUCACCCUUUCUGCCCGUGUCACCUUUUUUGUUGAUGGACGGCUUGACCAGCCUAAAUCUGAACAACAAAUGGUCCCUCCUGGCAGGCCCUUCUAAACUGUUUGAGUAUCACCAGAUUACAUCAAAACAACAGACAUAAGAUCCUAAGAUCCCUAGAGCAGUCCUUGAUAUCCAUUGUCAAGUAUGCACAUCCUGGCAUCCCUAUCUCCUUGCCCUUCGUCUACCGGGUCAUUUCACUAAGGACACAUGUAUAAUUUUUCACUGAGGUCUCUGGAAGAACCUGGAAAUGUUGAUGAAGAGGAAAAUGCAGGGCCCAGGCAGGCUGAGCGUGAGAGUGUGCAGGAAAAACCCCAGUCCUCAGAGAACCGCUGGCUGAAGUAUCUGGAAAAAGACUCAAAAGGGCUGGGGGUGGAAGGAGGCAUGUGUUUCGAGAGCCCACCCUCGUCCAGGACAGAGAAGCCAGAGCCUUCCUUCAAUACAGGCCUGCCUAAAAAAAGGAAAUGGAGCCAGAGCACAGUCCAGCCUCCACCCAGCCCUGAUGUCCAGAGCCUGGAUGAUUCUGAGGUUACCUUGGAGCCCCAGAAGGACGAAGCUGGCCUGGCCGGGAAGGUUAAAGAAGGUGGCAGUCACAAGGACUGGGGAACUGGGGAGCUUUCUGUUCCUCGGGUGGGUCCUCCACAUCUGGCCCCACAGGUCAGAGUUACAUCUUCCAAGUGGGAACGAUUCCUUCUGCCACCUGGAAAUGGCCCACGUGCAGACAUGGAGCCCUCACUGGCCCUACAGAGAGACCCCAAGCAUGCUGAGGCAGCACUGGCUGAGCAGGGGAACCUAUGGGUCCAGACCCCAAGGGAAGGACACCCCAGCAGGCCACUCGGUACACCCAAACUUCCCUGGCCUGCACAUACUUUCAUGUCGGGGUCUCAGAGGCCCUGUGUAAAGCCCUCCAGACAACCACAGGACACUGGUCCUCUGGCAAAGGGCAGUCCCUUGGUCACAGGGGUACAGGAGCCCCCACUUGUGCGACUAUGUGACCUUUUUAAAACUGGUGAGGACUUUGAGGAUGAUCUGUGAAGUAACUUAAACAAGGUUACCCACCCGGACACAUGUUACAUGAGCCCUUAUCCCCUGGACCUCGUGCCCACUGUCCAAAAAAAAAAAAAAUUUAGCUUCUAAAUAGGAUGGGGGGGCGGCAGUACCUGGGAGGCUCAG
Molecule: messenger RNA, 2216 nt
Organism: Neogale vison (American mink)
Lineage: Eukaryota; Metazoa; Chordata; Mammalia; Carnivora; Mustelidae
Gene: MRNIP
Product: MRN complex interacting protein
Exons: 5
Coding region: 1254-2078 (274 amino acids)
Biological process (GO): mitotic G2 DNA damage checkpoint signaling
Cellular component (GO): nucleus
Molecular function (GO): chromatin binding
Source: RefSeq, a predicted model, not a curated record